AUGAAAGAACCAUGUUUCCGAUGUAAACGGCCAACAUACUUUAAUGAUAAAAUUGGUCCCCUCAAAGACGGUGUUCUUUUCCAUAAGGGAUGCUUCAAGUGUUGGAUUUGCGGCACCCGACUGUCGUUAAAAACCUAUCACAACAAUCGAAAUGAUACACAGGACCUCGAGGUUUAUUGCGCUGGCCACGUCCCAACUCCAGGACCCCACGAUCCCAUCCCGCAUAGAUCAAACCUACUAUUCAGCCCGAAAACAAAAGGAGAAUAUCCACAUAACCUAAUGCGACCUACUGCGCCAUAA
This is a messenger RNA of Enterobius vermicularis (human pinworm), 300 nucleotides long. NCBI's taxonomy places the organism in Eukaryota, Metazoa, Nematoda, Chromadorea, Rhabditida, Oxyuridae. The record is from the annotation of a GenBank genome assembly.